AUGUUGAUCUUAGCCCUGGGAUUGAUUCUGCUCCUCCCCAGUUCAUUAUGGGCACUUAUUCCGGAACAAUGUGUACAGAAUGCAACUAAAGGGGACGCGAUUUGUUGCCCACAGGAUCCGCAUAAUGGCCUCGUCUGUGGCGGCCCACAUCGAGGAUAUUGUCAGAAAAUCUUCGCUCCCAAAGAACCGAUCCCUUCCAUAUUCCGAGUGGAUGACCGAUUGCAAUGGCCCGUCCGUUUUAUUAAGUACGCUUGCCAGUGCAAUGAUCGUUUCUAUGGUGUCGCGUGUGAGCAAUGUUGGUUUGGCUGGAAAGGUCCCAAUUGCGAUCAGCCGGAUUUCCGGAUUCGGCGAGAUAUCCGUAAGCUGUCCAAGCACGAUUUGCAUGUGUUCAUCGAUGUGAUGACUCGAAGUCAGACAUGGCCAUCACACUAUAUGGUUUUGGAUGAAUCGAAAAACGAACGUGUUGACCCGGUCAAGAAGCCCCGAUUCAUACCAGCCAGCGUGCAGUAUUACAUCACAUUUAUGCACUGUUACGGUUCCAGAACCACACUGUUCAGAGACAAGUACAAGUGUGACAACUAUGGAAUUCUGAAUUUCAAUCACGACGGGUCCACAUUUCCCACUUGGCAUCGAUAUUACUUAUUGGUCUGGGAGCGUAUGCUGGCCGAGAUCGCGUGGAAAGUUCACGGGAUUAAAGACUUCGCAAUGCCCUAUUGGGACUGGGUAGGACUGAAACAUUGUGACAUUUGUACGAAUGAGUUUAUCGGAGCCCCCGGGGUGACCGAUUCGGACGGGCAACGAAUCGAUUUUCAUCAUCCAUUUCAUAAUUUUACAAACUUUUGCUGGGAACCAGAAGUGGGUACGGCAUGCUACGGGUGCCAGAAAGGCGGUCGAUUUGGCAAAUUGGUGCGUCGAUUCACACGUGAAGAUUUUCCCGAUCAAGAAGAUAUAAAAUUUGUAAUGAGUUUGAAAGACUACUUCGUCCCCGGGGAACGAGACAACCCCAACUGUGUCUCUUUUCACAUGGCUUUGGAAGGAUUUUGCGGACGUCCAGGAACCGAUCCAUCUGUACUAUGGACUCAUAACAAGGUGCAUGUGAUGAUCAAUGGCAGCAUGGCCGGAACCGCUACUGCUAGCAACGAUCCAAUUUUUCUUCUACAUCACUCAUUUGUCGAUAAACUGUUCAACGUGAGUGCAAGUGAUACUAUACGCUGUGGUAGGAAGAGAUUUUCUAUUUCAUCUAAAAGCACCGUCUUUAUUGGUCAGACAGCUACCAAUCGUGUUUAUGCAAUGUCAAAUACACCCAAUCCAUGUAUCUUAAAUGCUCAGGAGAUCAAAUUUUAG
Molecule: messenger RNA, 1344 nt
Organism: Echinostoma caproni
Lineage: Eukaryota; Metazoa; Platyhelminthes; Trematoda; Plagiorchiida; Echinostomatidae
Source: the annotation of a GenBank genome assembly